AUGUUCCCUCCGCCUCCUCCACCCCAUUGGGCUGUUGAUAUGAACUCUCCGGCGCCCAGCAGAGCAUCGAAGUCCGCCUCCUUCCCUGACCCUCCAGGCUACUCUGCCCCCAAGUCAGUGUCGAAGCAACGAGCGCAGCCGUCCACUAGCCCAUCCUCGACCCCCAGCAAGACCGAGACCGAUGCCCUUAAAUUGAAGAAAGCAUGGGAACUUGCGCUUGCUCCUGCUAAACAGCUGCCCAUGAAUGCUAUAAUGAUGUACAUGUCCGGCAAUAGCUUGCAGAUAUUCAGUAUUAUGAUGGUUUUUAUGCUUUUCAAGGGACCAAUUACCGGCAUCAUAGGCACAAACGCUGCCUUCGCCAAGUUGGAGUCAGAGAGUAUUCGAGGUCAGAUGGUGGCUGUCAAGGUAGUUUACGUGGCCAUGCAGUGUGUGUUACUGGCUCUGGGGAUAUGGAAGGUUAAUGGGAUGGGAUUACUACCGUAA
Trichophyton verrucosum HKI 0517 is the source of this 483-nucleotide messenger RNA. RefSeq lists its product as uncharacterized. Bases 1 to 483 code for a protein of 160 amino acids. Gene Ontology annotation, cellular component: EMC complex. Gene Ontology annotation, biological process: protein folding in endoplasmic reticulum. NCBI's taxonomy places the organism in Eukaryota, Fungi, Ascomycota, Eurotiomycetes, Onygenales, Arthrodermataceae. The transcript has 2 exons. The record is from RefSeq and is a predicted model, not a curated record.